CAAGAAACCAUGGCUCGCGGCAACCAGCGCGAAAAAGCCCGCGAAAAGAACCUCAAGGAGCAAGCUGGCAAGGUACGUCGCGUCCGCUUUUCACCGCUGUCGCUGAUCCCUACCGCCACGCCCCCGUACCCGACUUCUUCAUCAUUGAUAUCACUGAGUGAUUCGCUGACUGAGCGCUUUCCAGAAAAAUAAGAACAGCUUGUCCGGCACCGAAUUCGCCAAAGCCAAGGAGGACACUGCGGCCAUUAUGCGCGCCAAACAGGCUGCUGGUAAGUCCUCAGGAUUCCAUUUUCUACGUCCCUGGAGCGGAUGCAGAUCUUCCCUUGACUGGGAUAAAUGCAUAAAUGUACGGCUGGAUGUUGAUGUAUGCGCUGACACGUGGUUGUACGAGAAAAGCCGAUGCGAAGAAGGCCGAAGCUGGCAAGAAGAAAUAAAGGCUCGCGCUCGAGCGAUUUCCCGAUUCCGAG
Molecule: messenger RNA, 467 nt
Organism: Trematosphaeria pertusa
Lineage: Eukaryota; Fungi; Ascomycota; Dothideomycetes; Pleosporales; Trematosphaeriaceae
Exons: 2
Coding region: 10-192 (60 amino acids)
Source: RefSeq, a predicted model, not a curated record